AUGCAAUGCCUGAAGAGCCAAUCCGGCUUCCACGGCGAUCUCCUGCCAUAUUCAAGCUCGAGCAUAGUACCUAAAGUUUCAGCCCAUACGGCGCCAGUGCACACCAACAACUGGCCACCGUCCUCGCAUCUCGACGAGUUCGAGGAACUGAAGAAGAUUCCGAGAAAUCAAGCACAUUGUCCGCUCCGUUCACAGUUCAAUAGACACGUCGUUAGACUGAUGAGAGGAGGUGACAUCAUGUUCCGGUCGAAGAAGGUCAACAUCAACAGCCACCAGAACAAGAACCCUGACCCAGCCGUCGCCGUCUACCAGCAACUCGACAGCCAUGAUGCGCCAUAUGCGCUUACCGAGGACGUACUGCGCUCCGUGAUAUUUAUCCCUGCCGACUUCAAUCAUGGAAAAGAUGGAAAGACACCUGUGAUUCUGGUGCCGGGUACUGGCUCAUAUGGUGGCGAGGCAUACGAACACAACUUUGCUAAGCUCCUCCGUGGGACCUCCUUUGCAGACCCUGUUUGGCUGAACAUCCCAGGCCGAAUGUGUGAUGAAGCGCCUAAGAAUGCAGAACACGUAGCGUACGCCAUCAAUUACCUUUCAACGUUAUGCGACACUAAAGUCGCAGUCAUCGCUUGGUCACAAGGCAACCUGUCAACCCAAUGGGCAUUGAAGUAUUGGCCCAGCACCCGCACACGGGUCAGCAACUUCAUCUGCCUGUCGGCAGAUUUUCGAGGGACGGUACAAGCAUGGGGACUCGCGCCAUGUCCAUAUACUAUACCAGGCACACCGGCCGUUUGGAACCAAACACGCAACUCCAAGUUCAUUGCGACAUUGCGCUCCAAUGGCGGAGACUCGGCGUAUGUCCCGACCACAUCGAUAUACUCUUCGACCGAUGAGGUCGUGCAGCCGCAAUUUGGACCAUUUGCAUCCGCCUUGAUGAAGGAUGAGAGGAAUGUCGGCGUCACGAAUUGUGAAAUCCAGCGCGCGGCCGUCAAGUCCAUGAAGCCUGGGCAGCUGGCAUAUUCUCACGAAGGGGUUAUGCACAGUUCGUUGGCGUGGGCGUUGGCCGAAGACGCUCUGAAGAACGGUGGACCAGGGCGGUUGGAUCGAAUCAAUAUGGCUGGAGUGUGUAAAAGUAGGAUAGCACCUGGCCUGAGUAUCUUGGACGCAACACAGACGCAGGCCCUGAGUGCGUGGUGCCUGAAGAGUAUCUUACUGUUUACCCCCAAACCGUGGAACGAGCCAGCUCUCCCUCUCUAUGUGGCGUCAGAGAACGUUGACUAUGUACCCGAAGAGGUUGUAGAGCCAGUGAAGCAAGAGACGCAUGUCGCGGAGGCUGAAGUCGCGGCGCCAGCAGCCGCAGCAUAG
Molecule: messenger RNA, 1362 nt
Organism: Exophiala oligosperma
Lineage: Eukaryota; Fungi; Ascomycota; Eurotiomycetes; Chaetothyriales; Herpotrichiellaceae
Exons: 2
Coding region: 1-1362 (453 amino acids)
Source: RefSeq, a predicted model, not a curated record